AGCUUCUUAGAUUCCUGAUGGUGACUCUGGUAACUGUUGCCACCUGUUGAAGCUCAUUCUUUCUUUUCACUCGGUUUCACUGACUGGCUCCUUCUCCAUCUCAGCUGCUGCGUCCAGCUGGUCCUGUUGACCUAUUCAUCAAACUCUGGUACUGAUUUAUCACUGUCACAUUCUCUUCUUGACCCUGUCUCAACCUAAAGCUGUGGCAUCUGUUGUUCUGUGGCCAGACGGUUUCUGUUGCUUCACUAGUCAUCUUGUGUGAUCCAAGAUGGCUGCAGAAAGAAGUGGCUAUGACUGAAGUGGAUCAACUAGGAGUGGCUCCUUGUAUCUUAGCAAAAAUAUAAAGCAGAGGACGUGCACACUCUUGGACAAGAGAAGCCUGUGAUGAGAAGUUAAAUUUUUGAGCACACUAUUUUGGAGACAUGGGAUGUAACAGUUCUAUCCAGUAUGAAGAUAGGAAAUCUGAGAAAGCAAUAAAGGCAGCUGUGCUUAUUCAGAACUGGUACCGAGGUUAUAAGUCUCGGUUAGAAUUAAGAAGGCGCCAGGCCAUGAACAUCUUUGAGUCUAUUGAAUAUGCGGAUGAACAAGAUCAACUGCAGCUAGCCAACUUUUUCUCCUUCAUGCUGGAAAACUAUACAACAAAUAACAAGGACAGUUCAGAAAGUCUGUCUCAGCUUUUUGUCAAUACAACAAAGAGAAAAUUGGAGCCAGAAACUUUUAUACGUAAUAUAAAUGUACCAGAUACUUAUUAUGGUCCUCGGCUAAAAUUCCCUCUCACUUUUUCUGAUGUCAUCCUCCUUAUUGAUGCUUUCAAGGAAAACCAGAUACUGCAUGCCCGUUAUGUGCUACAGUUAUUACAAGAAGUCAAGAAGGUCUUGCAACAGUUGCCAAAUAUCGUUCCAGUAACAUCCACCCUAUCCAAGGACUUAACAAUCUGUGGUGAUAUACAUGGGAAACUUGAUGACCUUUUUUUGAUCUUCUACAAGAAUGGUCUCCCAUCAGGGAAUAACAGAUACAUUUUCAAUGGUGAUUUUGUAGAUAGAGGGCAAAAUUCCAUGGAGGUACUGAUGGUCCUGUUUUCGUUUCUUCUUGUUUAUCCCAGUGAUGUGUACUUGAACAGAGGGAAUCAUGAGGAUUAUCUAAUGAACAUGAGGUAUGGCUUCACAAAAGAAAUUAUGCAAAAAUAUAAGGAACAUGGUGGAAAAAUUUUGCGCUUUCUGGAAGAAGUUUAUACCUGGCUUCCAAUUGGCACUAUAAUUGAUGAAAAAAUUCUGGUCAUACAUGGAGGAAUAGCAGAAAAUACAGAUUUGAAUAUACUCAAACAAAUAAAAAGAAAUAAGAUGAAAUCAGUUCUAAUGCCACCAAUAACACAUUCAGGAGUUAAUUUAAAAUACGGGCAUCAUGAUUUACCCCUAUCAUCAAUAUCGGCUAUCGACCAACUUUCAAAGAUUGAAUGGGAACAGAUGGUCAAUAUUCUUUGGAGUGAUCCCAGAAGUAAAAAGGGCUGUCAUCUAAACACAAGUCGAGGAGGAGGUUGUUAUUUUGGACCAGAUGUUACCACCAAUGUAUUGGACAAGUUUGCUCUGAAAAUGAUCAUCAGGUCUCAUGAAUGUAAACCGGAAGGUUAUGACAUAUGCCAUGAUGGAAAGAUCAUCACAGUGUUUUCUGCAUCUAACUAUUAUGAAGAAGGCAGUAAUAGAGGUGCUUAUAUCAAACUGGGCCAGGAUAAUGUUCCUCGAUUUUUCCAGUACCAAUCCAACCAUAUAACUCAAGGGAAAACUCUUCAUGAAAGGGUGGAUAUCGUUGAAAGUGCUGCCUUCAAGAUAUUAGGAGAGAGAAUGAUAAGCCGGCAAAGCAGCCUCAUAAAAGCUUUCCACAAGUAUGAUCCGAAUAACACAGGAAAGAUUUCUGUCCGUGACUGGGCAAAGGCUACAGAAGAAGUUUUAGAAUUGUCUCUGCCAUGGUUAUCUUUGUGCCCUCGAGUGGUCAAAAUGAUUGAAAAUGGAUAUGUUCUUUAUGAAAUGGGUUUUAAGGAUAUGCCUGUCGUAAAGGCUCCACAAGAGGCUAAAUCAGCGACGAUAGAAACCCUGGUCAGAUACAGAUCUGACUUGAAGAUCAUAUUCAACAUCAUUGAUAGAGAUCAAUCAGGUCUGAUCUCCAUGGAUGAAUUCCGUGCCAUGUGGAAACUUUUUUCUUCUCACUAUAACAUUGACAUUGAAGAUGCUCAUGUUGACCAAUUGGCUAACAGCAUGGAUCUCAACAAAGAUGGCAGUAUUGACUUUAAUGAGUUUUUAACAGCCUUUGAUGUGGUUCAUAGACUUGAUAGGAACAGUGUCAAAUCUCAAAAUUAAUGAAAUUCCUUAUACUUUCUCUACAAUGUUAGGCCCUCAUAUAGAGCCGAAAUCUUUGUCAGGGCUCUUAACAUUCAUAGGCAGUGGAGGAGGAGUAGACCCCCAGCUAUCUCAACAAGUAUGAAUAAAAGAAGUUCCCAGUGAGCAAUUAAUGAUUGAUAGAGGUUAUAUAUACCUUCUUGUAGGGUCUAUGCUCUAGAUUUAAGGCUACACAUUGUCAAGGUUUGAUUCUGGGUACUGGUCCCUCAGAUCCCACUUUUAUCUGGAGACUAAAGCAGAAUCAGAAUAUUGCAAUUUAACUAAGGAAGUCUGGAGAGGGAAAAAAAUGAAAGCAACCUAAAGAACAUCACAGAAAAUUAGUCAACAUUUUGUAUGUAAAAGAUCUUGGAACAAUAGGAUGAAGAAUAACAGGGAAUUGGUGAAAUAAAAUGUUAUUUCCAUCUC
Phascolarctos cinereus (koala) is the source of this 2795-nucleotide messenger RNA. It is a transcript of the gene PPEF1, whose product is annotated as protein phosphatase with EF-hand domain 1. Gene Ontology annotation, molecular function: phosphoprotein phosphatase activity; calcium ion binding; protein binding. The record is from RefSeq and is a predicted model, not a curated record. Gene Ontology annotation, biological process: detection of stimulus involved in sensory perception. NCBI's taxonomy places the organism in Eukaryota, Metazoa, Chordata, Mammalia, Diprotodontia, Phascolarctidae.